CUUAACUAGAUCCAAGCUCGAGUUCGUCAUUGAAGCGUUUCAGAAAAAGUUAAGCGACAUUGAAGGAAAGAUGACCAGAUUCGAUGAAAAGCUAGUCGGGUUCGAUGAAAUGAAGGAUCAGCUGAACAUGAUAGUAAAGAUCUUAUCAGCUAAAGGGAAAGAGGUAGUACCUAACGAUGAAGAAAUACAUUCCGAUGAGGAAGAUCGCGAUGGGCACCUGAAGGGUGAAGAUUCCAAUGCUAAGAUUCCCGUCAUACCCUUAAAAGACAUACAUGACAAGAAAAACGUAGGAUCUCCCAAAUAUGAUCGAGAGGCAGACAAAUUGGGAGGAUCCAUGGAUGAAGUGCUAUUAAAAGAAAAAUGGGAAUACCUGAACGAAAGGGUGAGAGCCAUUGAAGGGGUAGAAUCCUAUGGUUCUACUAAUGCCACACAGUUGUGCCUAGUGCCAGACGUGAUAAUUCCCCAUAAGUUUAAAAUGCCUGAGUUUGAGAAGUACGAUGGUACCACGUGUCCUAGAAACCAUCUGAUCAUGUAUUGCAACAAAAUGGCUAAUCACAUCCGAGAUGAAAAGCUCAUGAUACAUUGUUUUCAAAACAGUUUGAGUGGGCCAGCUGCAAGGUAGUACAUGCAACUUGAAAGGUCGAAGGUGAAAAGGUGGCAGGAUCUUGCCGAUGCAUUCAUGAAACACUAAAAGCACAAUCAAGAUUUAGCCCCAGAUAGAGAAGAUUUACGCGCCAUGGAAAAGCAAGCGAAGGAAUCCUUUCGUGAGUAUGCACAGAGGUGGCGAGGAAAGGCCGCAGAUGUUCAACCCCCCUUGUCAGAAAAAGAAAUGGUUUCGACCUUCUUUGAAACACUGAAGCCUCCAUAUUACAACAACAUGGUAGGGAUCACCACAACAAAUUUUACAGAUUUGU
This is a messenger RNA of Linum trigynum, 914 nucleotides long. The record is from the annotation of a GenBank genome assembly. NCBI's taxonomy places the organism in Eukaryota, Viridiplantae, Streptophyta, Magnoliopsida, Malpighiales, Linaceae.